AUGGCUAUUGCUGUUGCCUGCUUGAUUGAGAAAUAUGGGGGAGCUGUUGGUAGUGUGAUUGGAACUGUUCCUUCUACCAUUAUCCCUGCUCUUUUUAUUAUUUUAUCGGAUAAUUCGAAGAGUGUAGCUGAUAGAGUCAAUUCGGGACUAGCCUGUAUGUUUGGGAUAUUUUCUACGAAUGUAUGCUUUAUGCCCGUCUGGAAGGUGCUUCCCCCCAGACUCCCCAAAAAGUGGCCAAAUGGGUUGUCGGUCUUAGUUUCUUCUAUCGUUUCUCUCUUGGUUUGGUUUGUCGCGGCCAUUUUAAUUAUCUUAAUCCAGCAAGCCUUGGAAGCCAUUGGAUUGAACAAUCUUAUUUAUACGUUUAUUUUAGUUAUUCUCACUUGCUUCAUCGGUGGGUAUCUAUGUUGGGAUCUUCCUCCCACUCCUGCUGGUAAGAACGUAGUGAAGUGGUACAUCCAUCUGGCUCGAGGUGUGGUCGCCGGAACAGCCAUCUUUGUUAGUGGUGUGUUGAGUCAAACCGAUGCUGGCAUUGCUGCAGGUGCAGCCUCGACCUUCCCAGCCAUCUUCCUCACCACCAUGGUGUCGGUCUCUUUAGCGCAAGGCGCAGACGUUUCGACCGGUGCAAUCGGUCCCAUGAUUCUUGGCGGAGCUUCUGGAGGGUGGUACACGCUCUGCACAGUGGUGAUCUUUCAAUGGACGCAAUGGAACAUGUGGGUUAUUUCCCUAAUCUCGUUCGUACUGGUCGUGGUGUUUUGGAAUCUCUCCGUGUACAAGUUCGUCACGUGGAGACGUGCUGUGACGGCUCGUAAGACGCUGGAAUUGGUGAAAUCGAUGUCAAACGAAGAGGAGCUGAAGGUGAAGGUGGAGGCAGCGAUGAAUGCGCAGAGCGGAAAGGGGGCGAAGGAAGUGGAAAUGAAGGUUCUGGCGGAGGAUGGAACUGCUCAGACGAAGAACGCGAUGGGCGAAGAAGGGGAGAAAGGGCCGGAUCUGGAGAAUGGAGAGGGAUUCGGAGAGAAGGCCGAUGCAUUGGCCGAUCGCGCGGUCAUUCCGCCCUCCGAAAACGAAAGGAGUGGUAGUGCGAACAAUGCGAGUUCUGCGAGUUCUGCGAGUUCUGCGAGUUCUGCGAGUUCUGCGAGUUCUGCGAGUUCUGCGAGUUCUGCGAGUUCUGCGAGUUCUGCGAGUUCUGCGAGUUCUGCGAGUUCUGCGAGUUCUGCGAGUUCUGCGAGUUCUGCGAGUUCUGCGAGUCCCGUCACCCCUGUGAACACUUCAGAAAUACCCGCAGACACGGAAAUACCGAGUAUGAACAAGGAAAGCAGUUCGGAGAAUGCGAACUAG
This is a messenger RNA of Blastocystis hominis, 1335 nucleotides long. RefSeq lists its product as hypothetical. The transcript has a single exon. The record is from RefSeq and is a predicted model, not a curated record. The coding region runs from base 1 to 1335 and encodes 444 amino acids. NCBI's taxonomy places the organism in Eukaryota, Bigyra, Opalinata, Blastocystidae.